ACAGGAUUUAUGUGAUUUUCUAAUCUACCAUAAAGUUUCCUAAAUGACAUGACGUCACCUCUGAGUAAUUCCAUGUUAUUACAUUUUUAUUUACUCCUCCUCCUGAAUUAACCUCAGUCCAGUGUGUUUUAUUUUGAAAGACAGUGGGGGCAGGCUGAACCCGUUCACCUUUCAGAGAUCCUCACCACAGUGCAGAGCAUCUCCUCAGCCUCAUUGCUGCUCCUGCUCCUGGACCUGCUCCUGGACCUGGACCCUGACCUGGACCAUCACAGACAAAACAAUUAUUUUUCUUUUACCUGACGAGUUGUUUCAAAGGAGUAAACAUGAGAGACGUUUAUUUUCUGUCUUGCGCAGUCCUGCUGUGCGGAGUCAGCGGGCGGGUUGUAAACUCCACCGGGUCCCCGCAGCUACAACAGCGGUCCGGCUCUGGUUCGACUCCUGUGAUGAAACCGGACUCGUCGCCCGGGGUCCGCAGAGCGCGGCGGAAACGGUUCAUCACUCAGAGGGACAUGGUGGCCAUCCUGGAUUAUCACAACCAAGUCAGAGCCAGCGUCUUCCCGCCCGCUGCCAACAUGGAGUACAUGGUGUGGGACAACAACCUGGCCAGGACGGCCGAGGCCUGGGCUGCUACAUGUGUGUGGGCACAUGGUCCAGCUUACCUGCUGCAGUUCUAUGGACAGAACCUGUCAGUCAGGACGGGGGGGUAUCAGUCCAUCCUGCAGCUGCUCAAACCCUGGUAUGAUGAGGUCAACGACUACGUGUUCCCCUACCCCCGCCUCUGCAACCCCAGCUGCCCCCUGCUCUGCUACGGGCCCAUGUGUACACACUACACACAGAUGGUGUGGGCCUCCACCAGCAGAGUGGGCUGUGCAGUGCAGACCUGCUACAACAUGUUUGUGUGGGGAGUUCUGUGGACUGAAGCCACCUUCCUCGUCUGCAACUACUCACCCAAAGGAAACUGGAUCGGAGAGGCUCCGUACAGAGUGGGGGUUCCCUGUUCAGCCUGUCCAUCCAGCUAUGGAGGAGCCUGCAGCAACAACAUGUGCUUUCCGCCUGUGCAGUCCAACUACAUGUACUGGUUCAAGUAAAGGAGGAAGAUGCUGCUUAUGGUUGGGAGAUGUAUUAUAAUACAUUGUAUCAGUAUACUGAUUGAUCACUCCUCAUUUUAUACAUAAAUUGUGACACAUUUAUAGUUUGAAUGUCCUUUUAAAGGGAAAAUUCACAGGUGCAACCAUGUACUGUAUACACUUGCACAGUAAAUGAAUAUUGAGCUGUAAUUAAAAGACAAUUUACAGUGUUACUGACCACUACAAACUCCUGGUACUGAUAGCAACUCAAUUAUUGAUACCGCAGCAGUUUUAAAGGUCCAUAUUUUGAUUGAUUUUGAUCCAUAAGAAGAUAUAUUUGUGAAUACCAUCUCACUGUAGUUUUACAUCUCCUCUCUCAGGCUUCUCUCUGGAGCUCAACAGAUCAGUGAGCCAAUCAGAAGAGAGGAGGCUCUGAGCCUCUCUUCUGAUUGGCUGAUUGUUUUCUGAGUGAUCCAAUAAAAAUAUAGCAGAUUUCAGGUAAAGACUCAGAGAAACCAAAUCCUGCAAGGUUGGAUAGUGGGUCCAGGUGGGCAGGGAUUGGGGCGUGGCUGAAGGCGGUGACUGUUUUGUUGUGACAUCACAAAGUUCCAGAAGUCCUGACAGCUGGUUUUAAGGCUCAGUGUCUGAAUACAGGCUGUGUGCAUUUCUCUGUGGACUGAGGCUUUGAUACUUUCACAGUAUUAAUAUAGAAGCUAGACCUGCUCUAUAAUCACACAACACAUGGACAUCUACCUUUAGACUGUAUGGAGCUUUAAUGGGAAACCUUUGUACAAAGGCUGCAGUGGGAUGUUGUUAUUCUAAGUAAAAAUUGUAGUGUAGAUGGAAAUAACCUAAUCUACUGAAAUUAAAUAAAAAUAAAAUGCCACUGUAUAUUAAUUGAUUUUACAAUUGUCCACAGCAUGUAAAGAUGUCUGUAAGUGUGUAAUACAGUAUAAUGUAUUAGACACUGUAUAGAGGCAUGCAAACACAUUUUAUUAUUACGUUUAACGCCUUCAUAUUCUGGUUUGAAGUAACCUGUGUACAGUCUGUGUGUGUGUAGUUUAGUUUUAGGAGCAGGUUACGAGCCCUUUAGCAAAGUGAUGUGGGAUGAGGAAGAGGAAGAACAGGACUAGGGACUGUGAAGAUGAAGAGCUUAAAGAAAGUAUUAUUGUCUGUGUUUUGAUUUAACCUUUUGGUUUGUAAGAUAAAUUAUUAAGUAAUAAGUAAAAGUAAAUUGAAAAGUAAAAGUAAAUUGAAUUGGACA
Seriola aureovittata is the source of this 2331-nucleotide messenger RNA. Its product is annotated as peptidase inhibitor 15-like. The coding region runs from base 324 to 1088 and encodes 254 amino acids. Lineage: Eukaryota; Metazoa; Chordata; Actinopteri; Carangiformes; Carangidae. Gene Ontology annotation, cellular component: extracellular region. The transcript has 5 exons. The record is from RefSeq and is a predicted model, not a curated record.